Molecule: messenger RNA, 2515 nt
Organism: Pelobates fuscus (common spadefoot toad)
Lineage: Eukaryota; Metazoa; Chordata; Amphibia; Anura; Pelobatidae
Gene: IGSF8
Product: immunoglobulin superfamily member 8
Exons: 8
Coding region: 126-1967 (613 amino acids)
Cellular component (GO): membrane
Source: RefSeq, a predicted model, not a curated record
CACACACAGCCUGUAGGAGGAGGUAGUCACACACACCCUCAGGGAAGGAUUGCUGCUGCUCUGUUACUUGCAGAAGAUGUGAUUUUUUUUUCCUGUUUCUGUCUGUAUUCCUGGUUUGUGUUAACAUGGAGGUUCUAUCAGAAUGUCUGCGUUCUCUGCUGCUAUGCUCUGUGAUGGUACUCUGCAGAUCCCGGGAGGUACAUAUGCCUAGUGGUCCAUUGUAUCGUGUUGAAGGAACUUCCAUUUCAAUCCCCUGCAAUGUAACUGGAUACGAGGGUCCGUCCACACAGAACUUUGAGUGGUUUAUAUACAAACCUGCUGCUCCUGACAUUUCAAUCUCUAUAGUCAGUACUAAAGACCCAGCCUUUGCGUACGCUGUGUUUGUUCCCCGCGUGAAGAGUGGUGACGUGUCCAUCCAUCGAGUAAGUGGAGACAGCGUUGAGCUACGCGUUAGGCGUCUACUGAAAGAGGACAGCGGCGUUUAUGAAUGUUAUACCCCUACUACAGACGCAAAAUAUCUUGGAAGCUACAGUGAUAAGAUUCUACUAAAUGUUAUUCCAGAUGCCCUGCAAGUUUCAACCAAGUCCUCACCCAAGGGUCGCCUUGCGUCAUUACCACCUUUGCAGGUAACCCUAACAGAGGGUAGAGAGCUUCAUUUGAGCUGCACGGCGCAGACCGAGUCUGACCAGCAUACUCACCUCUCUGUUUCUUUUGGAGUCACUGCCCCAGAAACCCCUGUAGGGCGACAAACCUUGCAGGACAUUGUGUUGGUACAGCGAGAUUUCAGUGUGGAGCCAGCCUCGCCAGCUUAUACUGAGCGGUACCUUAAUGGGGAAAUCCACGCGGAGAAAGGCGACAGUGCCACCUAUAAGAUGUUACUCUCCCGGGCACAACCACGGGACUCGGGUACAUACCACUGCACAGCAGCAGAGUGGAUCCAGGAUCCCGAUGGAAACUGGCAAAAAAUCAAUGAGAAGAGGUCUGUCCUGGCUGAGGUCAACAUCCAAACAAUCGAUUCCCAACUGAAAGUCAGUGCUCAACCCAGAGAAAUUCAGGUGCGUUCUGGAGACACAGUGGAGAUUUUCUGCAAUGUAUCAAUGUCUGUUCUGCCUCCUCCUGAUGUGGCGUUUAAUGUUGAAUGGUGGGUGGCCUUCUCCCCGGAUUCCGGCGGGCAGCUUGUGGCUGCAAUGAGCACGGAUGGAAUUGUGUCAUUGGGAACGAGGUACACAGGGUAUGAUGUUGGAGUGCGGCAUAUCUCUCUGGAGAAGCUGUCGCCUAACCCGGGGUCUUUCCGCCUUCGUAUAUACUCUGCCCAGCCAGGAGAUGUGGGGUCGUACACUUGCAAGGUCAAAGCGUUUGUGUCAUACCCCAGCCAGAAGAUGGAACAAGUGUCCAGCAAAGUGUCGCAGAGUGUAGCAGUGAAAAUGAGGACUCAAGAUGUUAUGCUGAAUUCCUACAUGUUUAUGGACUUGCCCACACUGCACCGUGGAGACACUGCCACUCUAUUCUGCAAUGUUACUGUCGACACAGUGCAGCCGGUCCACAUUGCGGUCAGCUGGUGGGUGGAACUGAUUGAGGAGUCACCAAAAGAGACAACUGGUCAUUUCAUAGCCUCAGUGAACCGGCAAGGUGUAUCAGAAAUCGGGACCCACUUCUCUCAAAGAGACAUGAGCAUGGACAAAGUGGGACCAGAAACUCAUCGGCUACGUAUUUAUAACAUCCAAUUUGAGGAUGAAGGGAAAUACCACUGUGCAGUAAAUGCCUGGAUCCAAUAUCCUGACCACAGCUGGUACAAUGCCGCAUCUGUUAAGUCCAACUCAGUCACAGUAUAUCCCUACUCACAGGUUAAGGAUCUUCUUCUGAUCCCAAUGGUUGCCGGAGUUGCCAGUGCCCUGUUUGUUGGUAUCACUGUAUUAUCUGCAGUAACUUGCUGUUACAUGAGACAACUUCGAAAGCACAAGAGGUGAAGCUCUCGGAGUCUCUACUACAAGGAGACAAGACCGGACAAGUUCUCAGUUCACACUCCCCCAUCAAGACUUUGAACGGAAUUAUGUGAAUUUACAUACAGGAAAAUUCCCACAGCCAGCAGCAAACCGGACCAACAGGAUUUGCCUUCGAUCGAGGGCUGUAUGAGCCAACGAUUUGACGCAUGGCUUGAAUGGAGCCAUUUUAAAAUUUGUUGUUCAUCUUGUGGUUACAGAUCUAUUUUUGUGGUUUUAUUUUUUUAACUGGGACCGAAAGGAUAAACGUUUGGCGUUCACUUCUCUCCAGACUGUAAAUGAUACGCGGCCAUGUUACCAGCUAUAUUAAAGUGUAUUUUCUCACUAGCUAACAGAAUAGAUAUCUACAUUUCGGUAAAAAACAAGCACACUUAAUUAUUUAUCCUGGCGGAAGGCUUAGUAACGCAGGUGCUGUUGACACUAGUUAUUAGUUUUUUAAAUGUACACAUUUUGAGACAGAUAUAUGGAUUGCUUGUCAUUAAAGAAAAAAAAUAAACCUGUGGAUAAUGUGACAA